GUGCUGGGAGUGGGAUGAGGGCAGGAGCACAGGACAAAGGGGGCACGGAGGCUCUUCCUGCAAAGGGAACGUGAGUUUCCAGCCCCUUCAGUAGUAGACCAUGGCAAGAAAAUGGGUAUUACAAACUCCAGAGUUUCAUGUGUGAAGACAAAUACAGCAAACCUCGAUAUUUCCUAAUUAAAAAAUCAGUCUUUUUCUGAGACGGGGGUUGAAUUCUUUUCAGCUCUCUAAACUGUCAGCCCAGGCCCCCACACAGCAUGGGAUUGCCUUAAAAAAUUGUGAGGCUUUUAACCAGAGAACAGAAUUAAUUACUUUGUAUAAUUGUACAUUAGAUUGUGCUGUGCAAAAAUAUCAUGGAAACUCAUUGCAUAUCUCAAAUAACUUGGUCGUAAAGGGAUAACAUUCCUGCCACUGUGUUGUUUUAAAAGCACUUCGGUCAAUUUUUCAAGGUUUUCUUGAAAGAGCCAUGGGAGGUGUAUGGAAUAAUAAAUGGUGUGGAAGGUUUUCAGCUCUCUGUUGUGGGUGGGCGACUCAGACCGCUUCUGUUGGUGCUGGCCCAUGGUUUACAAAGGCACAAACAAGGACAUUUGUUGGCAAUGCCACCAGGAGGCCAAAGGCUCGGUGUGGUUUAUUGGGGUGAGGAGAUGUCUGAGCAGCCAUAGCCUCUGCUCUGCGUCCUGCUGUAGGACUGGCAGGGCAGAAUCACCUCAGGAUCCCACAUGGAGCAGCUGUCUUGGCCAAAUGGGGGCUGCCCCUGUGUGCAGUGUCUGUGAGGUCAAAUGCUGCCUCUUCACUCAACAGUUGUGAGAUUUGGGCUUUGAAGUCAUCACUCCAGCAUGUGGGGUUGGAUUGGGCAUGGUGUGAUCCUCUCUCUUUUCCAAUUUACUUUGCCAGGCUUUCGGCAUCAAAGGUGGCAGUUCCUGGAGCAAAUAAGACCACUGGUUAUGAUGGAGCAGAGCUGAGUAAUACAGAACUUGCUUUUUCCUGGGAUAAUCCAUAGAGAUGGAUAUUGGGCAAUGAAAGUGCAAGAGGAAGCCAGGACCAUGUGAUCGUGUUGGACUGGGAGAAGGUUUUCAUCAGGUCCUAGUACUGGGACAGAAAUGGAAUGAGAAGAUUCUCUUGAGCUUGCUCUUGUUUUGCACCUUCAGGUCUUUACUGCUACAGAAUGGAUUUGCACAAGCAUGCACCUCAAACCCUUUUUGAAAAAUCCUGCCCCAGACAUUUACACACCCGAUUGCCCGGAUUCCUAAACCCAUGUGUGGGCAUCUAAUUGAAAACGGCCCGAUUUCCAGAAGUUUGUCUGCUGAUGAAGAGGAACGCGCUGGGGAAUGUUUCCUCUGCAAACAGAGGGAUCACGGGACUGCCUCCCAGCAGGAUCCUGCCACUCGCCUGGACCAAUUUCACAGCCCCCCGGCUCCCCAGCCUUGACCCACAGUCCCCGUGGGCUGUUCCUACAGAGGCAGGUGGGGAACCAUCGGCUUGCUCAGCGCCUGCAGCUGGGUCUCCAGGGGGUGCGGAAAGGCUCCUCGCCCUGCUGGCUUCCUUAGGCAAGCAGCAGUCAGGAUUAAUUUGAGUAAUAGCUGCGCAUCCUUGCAGGAGCUGCCACCGGUGUCCCCGAGGCCCCAUAUCUGAUUUGGCUCGGGGCUCCCAGCGGUUCGGUUUCUAAGCCACCAGCUGUCAGCCUUAGAGCUACUCGGCCGCCCCUGCCUUCGGACGAUGCCGUGGUGGGUGAGUAAAAGGAAUGCCGUUCGCCUUGGACGCCGUCCCUCCCCACGGCAGAGGAAAUGUGCACUGACAAGGCAGGAAAUUCUCGCGAACCACAAGGACCUGGAACUUGCCUGCCGGCUUCCUGUGGGCCUUACCCGACUUUCAGCCUGGGUGUUUAAAGAUUAUUAAUAGCGCUAGUUGCGUUAACAGGUUUAUGUUUUUCUCCUUCUGUCAACGAGGUUGUUUCUUCGUGUGCGACCUGCUGGCUGGUUUUGUUCCAAGCAGCCCGGGGAGGACCCAGGAACGUGGCGAUGCCUUCGAGCUAAUGGGCAGCCAGGUGGGAAUUUCGCCUCGUGGAAGGCUCUCGGUCACGAGUGGACAGGCUCUGAAGCCUCCUCUGCAAAACAAAUAGCUCCAAACUGGGACAGGCUCAGGAUUUUGUUUCACAAGGAUUCCUUUUCAGCAGCGGUGCGCUUCUGGACGCAGCCACUUUCUCCUUGCUGUGGCUGCUCAUUCCUGUCCCUGCACUGCUCCCUUCUCUCAUCCUCUUGUAACCUCUGCAUGGCUGCGGGGUGGCCCAGCAAGGGAAUUGACCUCAACUUAAAAAGAAAAAAAGCACAAAAUCCCCUUUUAUUUUUUUUUUUUAUUUCUCUUUAUUUCAUCUCAGUUCUCUAAUCCGUAUUUGAGCUGCAGAAACAAGUCUUAGAGACCAUGAGGGGUGGAAAUAUGGAAGCUGCUUAAGCAAAAACAGCAGCUUGUGCAACUAGAGGCGAAGCUGAAGCUCUCUUUUGCCCUGCCCUUGAGUCAUGAGGACCUCAAACUGCUCGUGCUUGGUGCCUACCACAACAGAUCUGCAGCUGGCGUACAGGCAGCUGCUCUGCUGUGUUUGGAGGAAAGGUGAAUUUUACCUAGUGAAGCAAAGGAAGGAGAUUUGGGAACACUUGUGCAGCUGAUAGCACACAGGAUGAGGAGAGCAGGCUGUCCUCCGCAAUGUCUGCACUGCCAUUCACAAGGAGUUAAACAGGGCUUAUGGGGUGGGCUGGUUCUCUCCUGAGCAGACUUUUUCACAUGAAGAAGUACAGAGAUGAGUAAGAGUUCAGCUUUGUUUAUUCCAGAUUUAUUUUGGAGUGUAAAAUGUAUUGUAAACAACUUUCUUCAUAGAAAAGUAUGUGCAUGAAGCCUGUUCUGAUUUAUUUUUUCUGUUGUUCAGAUUUAGCCCAAAGUGGUCCUAGUUUUCCCCAAAUGUUACUGCUUUUAAAAAUAAGCCCAACAUGUAAUUUCACUUACUGUAUGCCUUGUGUUUGUCACGCAGAACAAUAGCCCCAGCAGAACACUAGCUCCGAACGGCCACCCUGAAUCUGAGCUAGCAGUGCUUCCAGUGCAGUCAGAGCAAGAACCCUUAACCCUGAGCAACACAAACAGAUCUGGGAUUCCUCCCUUGGUCUGGACCCCCCAAUUCCCUUUACUGGGUGCCUGGGACACGAGCUUGCUUUGUUCAUCCUUCCUGUCCAUUGUGUGGGGUGUGAGGAAGGGGAGAUCAGAGGCAUUCUUUUCUUAUGAUCUGGCUGAAUCUCUUUUUGUUGAUUUCAUAAUGCAUGGCGGAGCAACUGGAGCUCCCUCCUGGGACCAAGCUCAACCCAUCAGGCUUCCUUUCUCCUGACAUCUCUGCUGACCUUCAUUUCACUCUUAACUGCUCUGUCAACUCGACAGCCCCAGCGUGUUCCCUGACCUUGCAGCAUCACUGCAGAAGUCUCUGAGAGUGACUGGGCAGCCUGGUGGUGGUGGACUGGCAGCACCGAGGCCUGAAGCAUGUGAGUGUUCCUUAGAGGUCAGAUUUUGGAUCCAUCUGUUGCUCGUUUCGUCCCAAUUAACUGCUGAGAUCAGCUAAGGUCCCACCCAAUGUGAUAAGGCUUAGAGCUGCAGAAUACUGGAAUAUAUCUACACGUAGCCAGUCUGCUUGUGCAGAGUGAUGGCAGGUCCCUGCUCCCUGCUGGUGCCACGCUGGGGGUGCUUGUCCACCUCUCCUCCCUGGUAGGUAGUUCUGCCUCAGUCUUCCCUCUGCAGCUAACUGUGUGACACAAAGAAGAGGUCUUCUCGACCUUCCUGAGCGUUUCCCUGUCCUUCCUUGCCCUCUGCUCUCAUGUUGCAUUCUCCUCUCCCCAGGAAGGCAGCUCCCAGCCAGCCUUGCUUUGUCUCCGUUUGAAAAGGGUCAUGCAGAGCCCCGGCAGUGCCAGGGGAUCUCUCCAGUGCUGUUAUUCCCAUCACAGAAGUGGAUGAAGGUUAUUUGUGUUUCUUUUUCACCUUAUUUCUCCUGGAAUGUUUCUUACAAAAGUUCCUUGUUUUGCAGAAUAGACGCCAUCCACCUCUUCAACCACUCUCUUGGCCAUCUCUUCUAUUUCCAUAAUGUGAGCCCUCCUGUCCUGAAACCCUCCUUAGCAAUGGUCAGGGUGCCUAAAAAGACCUGGACUUGUGAUUUCUGUUGUCAGAUGUCAUGGAAAGAGAGGGUGUGACAGGUAACUCUUGGCGUGGCCCCUCCAGGAGUGCAGAUCCAGCUAGCAACAAAGUGAGGAUGGAACUUUAAUUUCCAGGAAUGGCUUUGGAAAGGGAUCCACAUGGCUCUGCCAGCCCUCCUUGUUCGGGGCAGAAUGAACGGGUUGCGAGGCUUGCUGGCGUUCGAGCCGCGUCCUGGCCCUUGCUGUUUCCUCUGGAGGAAGAUGAGCACAGCAGAGGAGGAACAAACUUCACCAGUCAAGGGGGCUUGCACAGGGACAGCAUGUUUCAGUGCUUUAGCAGAAAGGCAGUGGCAUUGGUUGGAAACUUAAUCUGCCAUUGUAUUGUUGGUCCAGUGCUGAGUAUUCUCCUCGAAGCUCCUGACAGAGAGACGAGAAACUCCGAAGGAGAAGGGAGUGAGAGUGAGCGACUCAGCCGGCAGCCCGAACCCCCUCCCUUGACUCGGGAUGUCCGGCAGCAUGGGGACGGUGACCUGGACCCUGUUCCUCCUCCUCCUCGCACCUGGCUGGGUAGAACCGCAGGCCUGCACGUACCCCUGCCAGUGUCCCUCGCAGCCUCUGCAGUGCCCUGCUGGCACCAGCCACGUGUUGGAUGCCUGCGGCUGCUGCAAGGUGUGUGCCAGGCAGCUCGGCGAGCUCUGUUCCCUUCAGAAGCCCUGCGAUCACCACAAGGGACUCUACUGCGACUUCUCCAAAAUCCACAGAGGCAGCGGGAUCUGCUUAGCUCACGAGGGUGCGACGUGCGACCUGCUGGGCAAGAUCUACCACAACGGGGAGAGCUUCCAGCCCACCUGCAAGCUGCAGUGCAUCUGCAUGGACGGCGCCAUCGGCUGCAUCCCCCUGUGCUCCGACGACCUGCGGCUGCCGUCCCCCGAGUGCCCCAACCCCCGGCGGGUGAAGUUCCGCAAUAAAUGCUGCGAGGAGUGGGUCUGCGAGGAGGGCAGCGAGGAAAACCGCUUCGAAACAGCCAUGGCAGUUUUCAGGGAGGACCCAGCACGCAAGCCGGAGCUGAACAACGUGCAGGAGAACUGCUUGGUGCAGACCACCGAGUGGAGCGCCUGCUCCAAGAGCUGCGGCAUGGGCAUCUCUGCGCGGGUCACCACCAACAACCCCCAGUGUCGCCUGGAGAAGGAGACCCGGCUCUGCAUGGUCCGGCCCUGCGACUUCCCCAUGGAGAAAACCAAGAAGGGGAAGAAGUGCGUGCGGACCCCGAAGCCACGCCAGAGCCUCCACUUCGAGUUUUCGGGCUGCACCAGCACCCGUUCCUACCGGCCCAAGUUCUGCGGCAGCUGCACGGACGGCCGCUGCUGCACCCCGUACGUCACCAGCACGGUGGAGGUGGAGUUCCGCUGCCCCGAGGGGGACUUCUUCCAGAGGAAGAUGAUGUUCAUCAAGAUGUGCUCCUGCCACUACGACUGCCCGCGAGACAACGACAUCUUCCUGGCCACCUACCACCGGAGGAUGAUCGGAGACCACGUCAAGACGGAGCGGCAGUAGCCCCCCCCGUGCCAGACCCACGGGCCGAGGUGUCAAGAGGGCUCUGCGGUGCUUUCGUGGCUGUGUCCCGGGACAUCGCAGCCUCUUCCCCCUCUGUGAGGGGCUGUGCUCUUCACGGCAGCGCCGUUCGCCACCAGUGGUCCCGGUGGCCGUGCUGACAAGCCAGGGUGCGGGGCGGAACAGCCCCUCCUGUCCCGGGCCGCUGAGCUGCAGCCCGUGGUUGCCCAAAGGUCGGCGAGGGAACUGGAAACAGGCUCGAGCUGCAAACUUGAUCCAUGUUCCCACAGACGAGACGGGAGAGCGGAUCAAAGCCGCACGGCUCCAGCCUGUCUCCAGCUGCGAGCACGCUGGGUACAGUUCCCCGUGGCCGCUGGCCUGCCCAAACCGUGGCAAACCCAGAGAAUGAGACGGGGGAGGUCCGGGAGGCCUGAGCUAGCGCAGGGCUCUGCAGCGUCUUUUCCAGCAGAGCGGGGCUCUGGUGGGUGUGGAUGCGAAGUGUCUUGGUGAGGAACGUGGUCCUGGCCCCACGCUGAGCUCCUGCUGAGCCUUUCAUUUAUUUUUGGCUAAUUGGACCCAACAAGUUGGGAAAAGCUCCCUCCCAUCCCUCUGCCCACCUUUCCCCCUCCCACCUGCUUUCCCAUCAGCAGCUUUGUUCCAGACCAGUUUGCUCCCGGAGAGGCCGGAUCCUCCACUGGUGACCUGCUCUCCGGGCAGCUCCAGGCUCUUUUUUUCUUUCCUGUACAAUUCCUUUAGCCUCACGUGCCCAUGAGGAUGACAGCAAAGAGGCAGAAGGGAGCAGUGAGCUGUGCAGUGUCCUUGCAGGAGCCCAGGUGUGGCUCAGGGCCUCCUUCCGAAGAUCUGAGCCCAGGAAGGAUUUCCUUUGGAGAAAAAAGGAAAUUGCUCACCCCUCUCCCUGGUGCCAGUUUCAGACCCAAGGAGCUCUUCCAGGAUGGGGGUGAGCCAGGUUGCCUGUCUGAAGCGUGUCCCCUGUGGGGGCAGCUCACGGCAGAUUUCAGCGCAGCGAGGAGCGUUUCUGUGGUCCCAGUCUGUGAUCACUUUGGAGGUGGCCAGGGGAGCCGGGCUUUGCUGGCUCGUGCAUGCCCAGCGGGGCUGCGGCUGCAUUUUGGCUCUGGGCUGUGCUGCCUGAGGGUCAGGAGCUGGAGCAGCACGGUUCAGCUCAUCUCCCUGGGGGGGUCUCAGGGCCGGUGUUUGUAAACAGAGCGUGUCUCUGGUCUAGUGACAGGGCCAGUCCUUGGUGCUGGGAUUCUCCACCUCUGGGUUCUGUGCUCACCACAGCCCUGUGGGACCGGCCCCCGGCAUCCCCUGAGCCCGCGGCCAGGCUGAGGCUGCCCCGUGCAUCUGGGCAGCUGCGGCGCUGAGCCCUGCCCCACCACCGCUCCCGUUUUGGGGCAGAACUCGGUGCCAGAGGACAAUCCGAGCUGCUCACAGAUGCUGCCCUUCGCAGCCCAUAACGCAUCGCCCUGACUUGGCCACCAAAACACCGCCGCGAGGCCAGCGCCCCACGUCAGCUCCUCGCCUCGCUCUCAGCCUGCAGAAGCUCGCGAGCCUUCAGCCUCCCGUUCCGUGUAAUCACUUAUAACUGUAAAUAAUUCCCCUGAUGGUUCCUGAGGAUGUUUCUUCUCUUUGUAAAGCUCUUUGUACAGUUUUUGUACCCUGUUAUCACAACCAUGCUUGGGGCCUCUUCGUGAUGGAGAUUUUCCCCUUGCCCUCCAGUUUGGCUCUUGACUUUUCUCCUGCUGUUUACGCGGCUUCUGAGCGUAAAACUAAGCCGAGGCUGCACCUCACUCACCGCUAAUAAAUCUAUUUUGUAUA
Anas platyrhynchos (mallard) is the source of this 7547-nucleotide messenger RNA. The record is from RefSeq and is a predicted model, not a curated record. NCBI's taxonomy places the organism in Eukaryota, Metazoa, Chordata, Aves, Anseriformes, Anatidae.